UAACAUCUCUUCAACGACUCCCCAGAACAGCAGCUGUUUGUGCACUGCUCUGCUAGGGUUUACUAGGCUGGUCUAAUGGCGGCGGCGGCGCUGCGGACGCGGGCGACUCGCGCCCCCGUCCUCGUCGACUACACCAUCCUCCGAAUCCACCGCCAACUAUCCUCCAACUCUCCACCCCCGGUAACAUCCAACACCCUCAGUGUCGAGCUCCUUCGCCUGCUCUUCGCCGCCCCCGCCUGGACCCCCGACCUCGCCGGCGCUGUCUCAUCAACCCUCUCCUCUGCCCCUGCUCCCGCCCACGAUGUCGUGGUCUACGUACUCCGCUCCCUCAAGAACCCCUCCCUCGCCGCCCCCUUCUUUCUCCUCGCCUCCGCCUCCUCUUCCCAACCCCUGCCGCCGGACGCCUACAACGCCGUCCUCCCGUUCCUCUCCCACGACCUGGCAGCUCUCGAGAAGGUCCUGGAAGAGAUGUCCCACCUUGGUUACGGCCUCCCCAAUCCUGCCUGCGCCGCGCUAGUGGCCACCCUUGUCCGUUCCCGCCGCCUUGAGGACGCCUUCCGCGUCAUUGGCGCCAUGCGGCACCUCAAGUUCCGGCCUCCAUUCUCGGCAUACACGGUGCUGAUUGGCGCACUGGCAGAGGCACGGCAGCCAGAGCGUGCGCUGGAGCUGCUACGGCAGAUGCAGGAUGUUGGCUACGAAGUCAGUGUGCCUCUUUUCACAACGUUGGUGCGGGCACUGGCACGUGAGGGACAAAUGGAGCCAGCAUUGGCGCUGGUGGAUGAGGUGAAGGGGAGCUGCCUUGAGCCAGAUAUUGUGUUGUACAAUGUGUGCAUUGAUUGUUUUGGGAAGGCUGGGAGUGUAGACAUGGCAUGGAAGUUCUUUCAUGAGCUUAAAGCACAUGGUCUACGACCUGAUGAUGUGUCAUACACAAGCAUGGUUUGGGUGCUUUGCAAGGCCGGGAGGCUGGGUGAGGCCGAGGAGCUAUUUGGGCAGAUGGAGGCUGAAAGGGAUGUGCCUUGUGCAUAUGCUUAUAAUACUAUGAUCAUGGGAUAUGGAUCAGCUGAGCGUUUUGAUGAUGCUUACAAGCUGCUUGAGCGUUUGAGGGAGAGGGGUUGUAUUCCAUCUGUCGUGUCAUUUAAUUCAAUCCUCACUUGCCUUGGGAAGAAGAGGAAGGUUGAUGAGGCACUGACCUUGUUUGAUGUCAUGAAGAAGGAUGCCAAGCCAAACAUCUCGACCUAUAAUAUCAUUAUCGAUAUGCUUUGCAUGGCUGGUAGGGUUAAUGAAGCAUAUAAAAUACGGGAUGAGAUGGAGCUUGCUGGUCUGUUUCCAAACUUGUUGUCAGUUAAUAUAAUGGUGGAUAGGCUCUGCAAGGCAAACCAGCUUGAGGAGGCUCAUAGGAUAUUUGAAAGUGCGAGUGAGAGAGGUUGCAAUCCUAAUUCUGUGACGUACUGUUCCCUUAUUGAUGGCCUUGGAAAGAAGGGGAAGAUUGAUGAUGCCUACAGGCUAUUUGAGAAAAUGUUGGAUGCAGGCCAUGACGCUAAUCCGAUUAUCUAUACCUCCUUAAUCAGGAACUUCUUCAUGCAUGGCAGGAAAGAAGAUGGGCACAAAAUCUACAAAGAGAUGAUCCGACGAGGAGGCCGUCCUGAUCUUACCCUACUUAAUACAUAUAUGGAUUGUGUUUUCAAAGCGGGUGAGGUUGAAAAGGGUAGAGCAAUUUUUGAGGACAUGAAGAGUUUUGGUUUUCUUCCUGAUGUCCGCAGUUAUUCCAUUUUGAUUCAUGGUCUCACGAAAGCUGGCCAGGCUAGAGAAACAUCCAAUAUUUUCCAGGCGAUGAGUCAGCAAGGUUUCGCUCUUGAUGCUCGGGCUUACAAUGCUGUUGUCGAUGGGCUGUGCAAAUCCGGGAAGGUGGACAAGGCCUAUGAAGUUCUUGAAGAGAUGAAGGUAAAACAUGUACAUCCUACAGUUGCUACAUAUGGAUCCAUUGUUGAUGGUCUGGCGAAGAUUGAUAGGUUAGAUGAGGCUUACAUGCUUUUUGAAGAAGCAAAAUCAAAAGGAAUAGAAUUGAAUGUUAUUCUGUAUAGUUCUCUCAUAGAUGGCUUUGGGAAGGUUGGUAGGAUAGAUGAAGCUUAUUUAAUAUUAGAAGAGAUGAUGAAGAAGGGUCUCACUCCAAAUGUUUAUACAUGGAAUAGUCUCAUGGAUGCCUUGGUGAAAACUGAAGAAAUUGAUGAGGCCCUGAUCUGUUUUCAGUCAAUGAAGGAAAUGAAAUGUUCACCGAACACUUAUACAUACAGCAUUCUUAUAAACGGCCUCUGUCGGGUACAGAAGUACAAUAAGGCUUUUGUGUUCUGGCAAGAGAUGCAGAAACAGGGUUUGAUCCCUAAUGUUGUCACUUACACAACCAUGAUAUCGGGGCUUGCAAAGGUAGGGAACAUAACAGAUGCUUACAGUCUCUUUGAGAGGUUCAAAACUAAUGGUGGAAUCCCUGACUCAGCAAGUUUUAAUGCUCUUAUUGAGGGUAUGAGUAAUGCAAACAGACCAAUGGAGGCAUAUCAGGUAUUUGAAGAAACUCGUUUAAGGGGAUGUAGACUCAACGUAAAGACAUGCAUCAGUCUUUUAGAUGCUUUGAACAAGACUGAAUGUCUCGAGCAAGCUGCGAUUGUAGGUGCAGUACUCAGUGAGAUUGCCAAGUCUCAGCAUGCUUAUAGAUCCUAGUAAUUCAGGAUCCAUGUAACAUUACACUUGGAUGAUUGCAGAACAUGGAUCUCUGCUAUGCCUGGGUUGAUCCGGCUUGUACAAUUCGUACUUUUUCGGUGCCCUGAGAUGGAAGUUUUGAUGUGAUUGAACAUGUUUUAGGUGCCCAGCAUCCAGUGCAUGGCUGCUUUAUUGCUGUUUGGAAAGACAACAAUCUGAUGAGUUCCCUUGAUUCUGUUAAGGCUCAAAAUCUUGAAACUUCAGGUGGGAUGGACUAUCAUUUCAAUCAUAUCUGGCUCGUUGCUACUUAGUAUCUUCAAGGUUGUGGGCUGGAGGGUUAUUCUCUGGAGAAGAACAAAGAAUUCCUGCUUCAGUAUAUAUUAUAAGUUGAAACCAAACUCCUCUCCAGGAAAUAGAAUUACUGAAGAAGCUUCAGUUUGAUUUUCUAGUGGAAUAGUUCCCUCUUUGCUGGUUACAUUUUCAAACAAUUCCUUGGAGUUCCAGACAAUAUUUCGUCAUCUGGAAUGAUGAAAGUUUGCCAGAUCGUGGUAGGUUGUGCUCCUCAAGACUUCUGUUCAAUUGGUGUUCUUGUUUGAAAAUUCCUGGAUUGUAAACGGGCAUCAAUCAGAUGAUUUGAAGGCUGAGUUGAACUGUUGAAGUACACAUAUUUGUGUUUGGUAGCUUGCUGACAAAUGUUUCUGGCAUCUUAAAUUAUCUUUUUUGCCAUAUUGAGUUGAAAGUAUAGUUGCUGCUUUGUUCGCGUCCACUCCAGAUUUCCCACAAAUUGGUUGUUAGAAUGCAGUCAAUGACAUGUUUGACAGUUAAAUGUGUGCUUUUCUUCCAUAGCAGUUUGAUUUAUUUAUUUUUGCAUCUACUUUCGAAAUUUUUCCAGGUGUUACUAAUUUUCAUGACAAUCUUGUGGUAAAUGGUAAUUAUCAUAAUCAGUUUCUACCUAAAUAAUAUUACUCCCUCUGAUCCAUAAUAAGUGUCUCAGAUUUAGUACAACUUUAGUACACUUUAUGGAUCGGAGGGAGAACCACUUUUUACAAGAUUUCGCUACACUCAUGUGUCCUUUCUUUUCUUGCCUUGUUUUUUAAGUUUGGGCAAUGUCCAAUCAGUUUUCCAUCUUGAAUGAUGAAAGUUAGCCAAAUCAAAUUAAUAUGUGCUCCUCUAUAUAUCCUCCCUGUCUGUGUCUCUGGUAAAGACUUCUUCUUUGCCAGCCAGGCACAAGAGAAGACUUGUAGAGUUGAAGUGCAUUAAUGAUGAUACAAUUGAGAUCGGUAACUUGCUGACUAGAAACUUCCGUUAACAUAUUUUCUUGUCUCCAUGGUUAGUUAUUAGUUCGUACAUGUGGUGUUCGAGUUUUAUUGCGUGAUGCUUGAGCUUCUCCAUCGGCAUGCUUGCUAUUCCUAGGACAGCAGCUCAAGCUCAGUUGUACUCCCUCCGAUCCAUAAUAAGUGUCUCAGAUUUGUCUCAGAUUUAGUACACCUUUGUGCUAAGUUAGUAUAAAAUCUGAGACACUUAUUAUGGAUUGGAGGGAGUGCCUGCAUUUUUGCCACAACAGUUUGAAUUGUUAUUUGCAUAUGCUUUCUGAAAAUUGAAUUAUUUUUGCGUCUGCUUUCUGAAAAUUUCAGGACAUUUCUAUAUUUUCAGUGAUUUUGUGGCAAAUGGUAAUUCUUGUUAUUUGAACAAUGUUUGCUACUCCCUUUGUUCCUAAAUACUUGUCGUGGUUUUAGUACAAAGUUGCACUAAAACCACGACAAGUAUUUAGGAACAGAGAGAGUAUUUUUUAAUUGAGAUAUUGGUAUGCACCUUCUUCCUACUAGCCUUCUUAAUUUAUGCGCACUGUUCUAAUCAUGUAUUUUAACUUGGAUGAUGAAAGUUAGCCAAAUCAUAUUUUGAUGUGCUCCUCUAGAUACCAUUUUUAUCUGUUCCCCUGGUGAAGAUUCUUUUCUUUGCCAGGCACAGGCACAAGAGAAGAUGAGUAGAGUUGAAGCUUUGCAUCAAUGAUGAUAAAAUUGAGAUUGGUAACUUCCUGACCAGAAAUUCCCAAUGUUGUAGACAAAUUGAGUUUUUAUUCAAAAUUCUUCGUCAUCUUGACAAUUAGUUUGCUCUUGUGUUGUGCACAUUUGAUUUGAUUUUAUUUUUGAAAAUGGGCAGCAUUCAUUCAUUAAUUCAAUUGUUCAUUAUACAAUGGUACUGAUCACAUCAGGCGACUCAUUAAACCAACAGUACCGUUCAUCAUAUUAUGCGGACUUCGCCAGAACAUGAGCUGCCUCAUUACAAGAUCGAAAAAACAUGAGUAAAAAUACAGGAUUUAAUCUUUGGAGCCCUACUCUUAAUAUCGAAGACAAUGGCACAUGUAUGAGACUUGUCAUAAGUGGUGUUCUUGACUUUGCUGAUCAAAGAAGAGCAAUCAGAUGACACAAUAGUAACAUUCUGGAACCCAGUUUGUUCAGCAAACAAUAAAGCAUGACGCAUUGCAAUGGCCUCACCCAUUUCUGCUUCUGUUGUGUGUUCAACAAAUCGUCUGCAAGCAGCAAGUACCUGGCCUAGGUGAUUUCGGAUGACCACACCAAUGCCUGCACGCUGAUGCUGGAAGAAAAUAGCUGCAUCGACAUUUAUCAUAACUGACCCUACAGGCGGUGGAGACCACUCGUGACUUGAAUUCUGGUCCUCAGGCCUUGUGGACGUAGUCCACCUGGAGUCAUCCAAUAUUUGAUUGCGUAAUGCUUGAGCUUCUCCAUGGGCAUGCUUGCUGUUCCAGAUGUGUGCUGUUCAGUUCUGACUCUUCAUUCUGAGUUCCGAAGUUAUAUCUAUUAAAUCAAGUGCCUCAUUUCACUAUCCUCGCAUGCCAAACUAUGACUUCGUGCAUACUUUCUGUUGUCUAAGAAAUGUGUUCCUAACAUCUAUCUCAUUUUUACCCUUUCCAGGUGCACGGGGAUGUAGAGGGGCUUGCGGCCUGCUUGAUCCGUCAGCUGUAAAUUUAUUCAUUACAAUGUUUGUUGGGAGAUUUUCUUUGCCCAAUAAAGAAAAAGAAGUGUAUUGUUUUACAAUGGUGUUUCACCGGUUUUAAAAAGAAAUAAAUAGAGUAGGUUAGCAGCUAAGACUGUUUUAAUUGUUCUUUUUUUAUUUGGAGGAAAGCAAAACGCUUUAUUUUUUUCUAAAUCUUUAUGGGUUAACCUUUACCUUAUUUUUUUUGGCAUGAUCCUUUGCCAGUUCAUGAGCAGCACCGUUGGCCUCCCCCGUCUACACGCCUGGACCUCACACCUCGAGAAGUGAAAGUAGAAUGAUAGAAAUGAAUCUCUUGUCAGAGUUGUUCUAUUCCACCCGUGGGAUGCCUUUACACGAGGGGUCCUCAGGAAGUUCCGCAAGAGACAUCUCUUUCAAACCCCAUGUACUAAUUGUUUAUAGGAAUCUUUUCCUGACAAACAUCUCAAUAAAUUUUGGAUACAGAGGAACAUAGCCAUAUGACAAGUUGAUAUUUCUCUA
Messenger RNA from Brachypodium distachyon (stiff brome), 6183 nucleotides. RefSeq names its product pentatricopeptide repeat-containing protein At3g06920. Bases 76 to 2712 code for a protein of 878 amino acids. Lineage: Eukaryota; Viridiplantae; Streptophyta; Magnoliopsida; Poales; Poaceae. Gene Ontology annotation, molecular function: protein binding. The transcript is spliced from 2 exons. The record is from RefSeq and is a predicted model, not a curated record.